Molecule: messenger RNA, 5447 nt
Organism: Oncorhynchus gorbuscha (pink salmon)
Lineage: Eukaryota; Metazoa; Chordata; Actinopteri; Salmoniformes; Salmonidae
Product: mucin-3A-like
Exons: 33
Coding region: 252-4823 (1523 amino acids)
Biological process (GO): adenylate cyclase-activating G protein-coupled receptor signaling pathway; cell surface receptor signaling pathway
Cellular component (GO): membrane
Molecular function (GO): G protein-coupled receptor activity
Source: RefSeq, a predicted model, not a curated record
UAAUGAUGGUGGGAAAGUCACAGGUAGUGUCUUCACGUUGGUUUAGAAGCCUGGACUAUUUUUACAGUAACGAAACAUUUGCGCUUUUAUUUGUGCCGUAUAUUUGCUUAUUUAAUAAGGACCAUUGUUGGUAUUACGCCGGUCUGAGAGGGGAAGAACGAUCCUAAACUUGAUUUAUUAAAUUGAUCUAUCAGGGGGUCAGUGCUGAAAAUGGUCUGAAUCUGUAUUGUUGCAUCGCUGAUGAGAAAUACAUGUUUUCUCGAGAUGAGGACAACCCCGACAAGGCGCCAGCUAUGUGGUGUGGUGGAGUGCGCUGUGUCCGUAUGCGGUGUUUCACCAGAACGAUGGCCAGAGCCUCUGAUCUCCAACACAUGGGAACUAGGAGACAUCCAACCCUGCUCCGGAUAUCCCUGCUGGUCCUUCUUCUCCAUGUAGCCAGAGGAGAUGCCUCUGUAGAAACAAUCUCGGUGCUCAUGUCUAAUGCAUCCUCGACCCCACCCCCCACAUCCCUCACAACCCCUCACCCAUCACCACUGCACACUGCCUCAUCCAACAUGACUAAUGAACCAAUGACAUCCACCUUGCCUUCUCCAUCCACUAUUCUGCACUCGACUUCGCCCAUCAUAACGUCCACUACCAACAUGACCUCUAAAAAUGCCACAUCUCCAGGACCCUCCACUCCUUUGCCAAUAACAGUCACCUCUAAUGCCACUACAGAGUCAGCAGAGGUGCAUUGUAACUUCUCACAGCUCUGUGCCAAUCAGUCUGUGUACUACUGGAUGGUCCUUGCGGUGGAUGUGACUGGAGAUCUGAAGAAUGAAUCAGACAUCAGUGGCUGGUUCAGGGCUCUAUUUCAUUCUCUCUUGGACUCCUGUGAGCCCUCCAACCCUGAACAAGCAAAUGGCACAAAUUCGACUGACACACUGCCAACUACCUCUGUCAGUCCAACAUAUCCCACCCCCUACAACAUGACAACAUGGUUAUACAACUUCACCACGACAACACUAUCCCAGAACUUCAACAACUUCACCACGACAACACCAUCCCAGAACUUCACCAACUUCACCACGACAACACUAUCCCAGAACUUCAACAACUUCACCACGACAACACCAUCCCAGAACUUCACUAACUUCACCACGACAACACCAUCCCAGAACUUCACCAACUUCACCACGACAACACUAUCCCAGAACUUCACCAACUUCACCACGACAACACUAUCCCAGAACUUCACUAACUUCACCACGACAUCACUAUCCCAGAACUUCACCAACUUCAACAUGACAACAUUGACAACUAACAUGACAACUUUGCAUUACAAUAGUACUCCCCCACACAACCGUAGCAUGUCCACCCCACCCUACAACCAUAGCAUGACAACUCUGUCUUCCAGCUGGCCCCAUAGCACCACAAGUGAGGAGCAUGAAGGUGGAAAUAUGACUGCUGCCAGCCUGUUUCAAGACAUUGAGGUGACGUGUGUCAAUAAAACAGGGAUCAGGAGGACUAACUGCACUGUGCUGCUGAGGACGAGGAAGCCAACGUUUCCCUGUUGUUUACAGCGAGCCCUGAUGCUGGGACAGGAGAACAGCUCCAUACAAACCCAUAUAGUGGGAAAUAGAGUGGAGAGAGUGGGUAAGGGUCUGUGUGCAGGUCAAUUGCCUCCAAGUAAUGGUUUUGCAAAGUGCACUGGCUUCCUGAAUGGCACUCUCCCUCUUCCAAACACGUGUCACACUCCAGGGCCUGUCAAUAUCUCAUGUGGACAUGCAGGGACUGUUUACGUACCACUUGGAAAUCAAACCCAAAUGGACUGUGGUAUGCCCCCUAAACCUCCCACCGAUUCGGAGAUUGUCUGCAACUGCUCCUCUUACUGCUAUGGUACAGCUGCAUACUAUACCUUGGGCAUACAGAUCAAAGAUCCCGCUAUGAAUAUUUCAAAAAUCUUCUAUAUGAUUGAUCAGCUAAAAACUCCUCCACCCUGCAACAACACCUCAGAGACACAUCCUCCCUGUCCCUUGCCCAUCAUAUCAACUAUCUACCAGGAUGCUCAUGUGGAAUGCAAUGGCGCAAAUACCAAUCUCCAAAGCUGCAGGGUUAUCGUGCGCCUCAACCGUUCGGUGCCUAUAUGUGCAGUCAGUACUGCAUUGAUGACUGUGUUCAAUGACAAGCAUGGUAUUGGCUAUAAUGGAACGGUGACCCGAGCAGCCAUUUGUGGCUACCCAGGAUCCAGUGGCGGUCUAUUGAAUUCAACCUUCACUUGGGAGAGUAUCAACCUCAACACCACUUUGUUCUGUGAGGCUGAAAAGACCACUGUCAUUGUCAGCUGCAAACAAGGGAAAAAUAUGUGUGUGCUCCUGAAUGAAAUGUGCGACCCCAUGCCUCCUUCUACAUCGCCCAGCCCAAUGGCCAACACCACUUUACCUGCAACAACAAUACUGCCUCCUCCACCCAAUGUCACUAUACACCUAAACACCCCCUACGUCCCAUUGAACACAACAUUAGCUCCACUAAACACCACUUCUAAAGCUCCAAAUACAACCAUCGCCAUGACAACCCUGGGUAAUACCACUACAAACUCAUCAACACCCAUCAUUCCACCAGUGAAUCCCACAACAGCUUCCCCAAAGUACACCACGACAGCUGUUACAACAACCCCCUACGUCCCAUUGAACACAACAUUAGCUCCACUAAACACCACUUCUAAAGCUCCAAAUACUACACCACCAGCUCCAAAUACAACCAUCGCCAUGACAACCCGGGGUAAUACCACUACAAACUCAUCAACACCCAUCAUUCCACCAGUGAAUCCCACAACAGCUUCCCCAAAGUACACCACGACAGCUGUUACAACAACCACCGCAGCGCCCAACACCACAGCAGCUAGUAGUGAAGAGCAGGCCAAUCAGCUGCUGGAUCUGACUAGUAACGUGUCCAAGCUCAACUCCUCCCAGGUGGACCAGCUGGUGUCCCAGCUAGAGGCCCUGCUGGCCGGACCCAAUGUCAGCCUGGGUCUGGGGAAAACGUCUGUCAAAAUCGUUAGCAACCUGCUGGGUGCCUCCUCUGACACCCUGGCCUCCUCCUCCACCAAGAUCAUUGGGAUUGUUGAUACGGUGGGCCUGAAGCUGGUCAUUCAGCAAGAGGCUACGAUUUUAACCAAGUCGGUUGCUGUCGCUAUCAAAACAGUGGACGGCACUAAUUUCCAGCAAACAUCUUUCUCCAUCCCGGACCCCAACAAUGUGCAGAUCCGUGGAGAUGGCAGAGCCAGGAGAAGUGUGAGAACAGAGGCGUCCUCCCUUCCCCAGGGCUCCGUCACGUUCCCCUCCUCCCUCACAGCGAACCUCUCCCAUGAGCAGCAGCUACAAGCCUCCAGACUCCAGUUCAACUUCUACCAGAAGGCCACUGUGUUCCAGGACCGAGCCCUGGGAGACAGCAGGCUGUACAGUGGGAUACUGGGAGCCAGUGUGGCCAACCUGUCAAUCAAAUCUCUGCAGCAGGACGUGGUGAUCACCCUGAGAAACACUGAGCCCGUCCCAGCAAAUGUCGUGGUUUCAUGUGUUUUCUGGGACUUUGGCUUGAAUGAUGGCUCAGGAGGCUGGAACCGAAAAGGCUGCUCUGUCAGGAACAGCACAGAAAAUGAGACUGUCUGUGCCUGUAACCAUCUCACCAGCUUCGGUGUGCUACUGGACAUCUCCAGAACGGGCAUAACCAAUCAUCUCCAGGCCACAAUCCUCACCUACAUCACCUACAUCGGCUGUGGUAUCUCCGCCAUCUUCCUCUCCGUCACUCUGCUCACCUACCUGGCCUUUGGGAAACUGCGUAAGGACAUCCCAUCUAAGAUCCUGAUCCAGCUGUGUGUGGCUCUGUUGUUUUUAAACCUGGUGUUCCUGGUGGAUGCCUGGCUGGCCCUCUACCCCGACGCUGUGGGCCUGUGCAUCUCCACCGCCUGGUUCCUGCACUACUUCCUGCUGGCUUCCUUCACCUGGAUGGGCCUGGAGGCCGUCCACAUGUACCUGGCCCUCGUCAAGGUCUUCAACACAUACAUAAAACGCUACAUGCUCAAGUUCUCUCUCGUCGGCUGGGGCAUCCCACUCCUUGUGGUCAUCGUCGUUAUUGCUGUUGAUAAGAACAAUUACGGUCUCGUUAGCUACGGAAGGUAUUCAGAUAACUCCCCUACAGAUGACUUCUGCUGGCUGAAGAACAACAUUGCCUUCUACGUAUCUGUGGUGGCCUACUUCUGUGUCAUCUUCCUGUUGAACCUCAGCAUGUUUGUGAUGGUGAUGGUUCAGCUGUGUCGGAUAAAGAGUCAGAACCCCCACAACAUGAGGCACCGUAACGGGCUGCAGGACCUGCGCAGUGUGGUUGGGAUCACCCUACUCCUGGGCCUCACCUGGGGCUUUGCCUUCUUUGCCUGGGGGCCUGUCAACCUGGCCUUCAUGUACCUCUUCGCCAUCUUCAACUCCUUUCAAGGGUUCUUUAUCUUUGUGUUCCACUGCGCUGUGAAGGAGAACGUGAGGAGGCAGUGGAGGACUUACCUCUGCUGUGGUAGACUGAGACUGGCAGAGAACUCAGACUGGAGCCGCACGGCUACACAGAAGACAGAGAAGAAGUCAUUGUCAGUGACCAGAGCCACGUCCUUCCGCUCCGGCAACUCCUCCCAGUUCAACCAUACCUCCAGCUCCUCCUUCUUGACCGGUGACUCCCCAGAGCGGCCCAGUGGAGCAACAGGAAGUCUAUUUGACGACAGGACCAUCACAGCCCUUGAGGAGCUCAACUCAGACGUGGUCCUCAAUGAGGUGAACAGCCAAUUCAGGACUCAGAGUUAGAGAGCAGCCGAAGUCCUGUAAAAUACUAGGCCAAGUGUAGGCCGGUAGGGGAGUGGACUUACGUGAGACAGUGUGUUUCAUAGUAUUUUCUAUGUUUAUAUGAAAUAUUUGAAUGUUAAUGCUGCAUUUAGUAGUUUAAUGGAAGUGUGUGACAGACCACACUGAAGAGAUGGGACAUCACUGAAGAUCCAGCAUGCUCAUGGAUUUCGUCCAGUUGACCUACCAAUACUAUCAUGAACUCGUCUGGGCUGGCACCUAUGAUUGUGAAUAUCAAUACAUGUACUGUACUGAAAAGGUAUCUACAGUAGCACGGAGGAAAAACCCAACUCUUACUGUAGAUCCUCACGAGCGGCAUCCUAUGACUGCAUACUACAGGUUUUAUCGGUUUUCUCAGCAUUCUUCAGAGGCGUGCGCUGACACAUACUAACACUGUCACUUCCUGGUUUGAUUUAAUUUAAGAUAAAGGCAAAGCUCUUUUAUACUGUACUCAGAAUCAAGAUAUUUCCAUGAGAUAUAUUAUGUGUAUAUAUUUUAAAGAGGCAUCAUAACAAUGGGUGUAUAAUUCAACGUUAUUUCACCAAUAACAAUUGUAUAAAUAAAAUGAAAUGUUUUAUUUUAAGCUAA